AUGGUGGUUCCUCCUAGUGUGGGCAGUGCAACCACUACCACCGCCGUUACACUACCACCCGAGACAGCCUUGCCAGAUGUCGACACGCCAGCGACACUUGAAGGGAAAGCAAAGGCCGCAGAACGCUUGACGGCACCAGGAACAUUGAACGGUCCACCAUCUGGCAAUAAUCAUGCCAUACCACUCAGUGCACGCCGAGCAGAGCCUCUCGACCUCUCGACCGUUGAACGCCGAGGCUUCCCGACUGAGCAGCCUGAACGUCCACAAACGAAUCGCAUGUUCGGCAUACCCGAGGCACCAGUUUACUAUCCGACUGAGGAGGAAUUUCGAGAUCCGACGGAGUAUAUGCGGAAGAUUGCGCCGGAAGGGAGCAAGUACGGCAUCAUCAAAAUCGUCCCUCCGCAGACUUGGAACCCGGCAUUCGCAAUCAACACCGAGCGUUUCCACUUCCGAACUCGACGUCAAGAGCUCAAUUCAGUCGAAGGCGGCAACCGCGUGAACAAUGACUACCUCGAUCAACUCGCCAAAUUCCACAAGCAAAAUGGACAUAACCUCAAUCGCUUCCCAAGUGUCGACAAGCGGCCGCUUGAUCUAUAUCGGCUCAAGAAGACAGUCGAACGCAAGGGAGGGUUUGACUCUGUGUGCAAAGGCAAGAGAUGGGCCGAAGUAGGACGAGACCUGGGAUACAGCGGGAAGAUCAUGUCAUCGCUAUCUACAUCGCUCAAGAACUCGUAUCAGAAAUGGUUGCUGCCAUACGAGGAAUACCUUCGCGUGGCAAAGCCUGGUGUACACCAGCAGCUGGAAUUGAUGAAUGGCGGUCCAUAUACACCCUCGCCAAACCCAUCGCCGAUCAAGAGACAACCGCCGCUCACACCUUCGGGUAUGCAGGACACUCCACCAACCAUGCAAGCUCACACUGCUUUACACGCUUCAAUGAGUGGCGAGGGCACCCCGCAACCACCUCGAUCGACCGAAAGUUCACAGCCGCCCCCUCCGCCACCGCCUCAAUUCAGUACCGGAGGGUUUACGCCUGUCAACGCCGGUGGCUUCACGCCUGUCAAUGCACCUGCCCAUGCAGCACCACCUCCACCGCCAGCAGCACUUACGCCCGUCGCCUCUUUUACAUCUGUCAACGGCGCAAAUGGCUUCGUGCACUCAAAUAGCGCAACACCGCAGCAUGUGGCUGCCACGCCACCCGCUUUCAAUCCUGAUCAAGCAUCUUUCAUGCCUGCUGUGUUUGGGGUCCCUUCGCUGAAGCGACAACAUAGCGACGCUGUCCUUAGUGCGGAAGAAAUGGACGCUAUUAGCCGCCGAUCGAAGAGGUUGCGGAGAGAUAUUCCAACUGUCGCCGGUAGCAACAUGCAUCACUCAAGCCAUGCUCGGAUGUCCGGCGGCCGAUCAUCGACACCACGCGAACGAGGCGAUCAUAAAUUUGGCGAGGCGUGCGAGCUUUGCCUGAGGAGUGACGAGGAGAGCAAGAUCUUACGAUGCGAUAGCUGCGAUGCUGCGUACCACAGUCACUGCUUGGAUCCGCCAGUCAAGCAGAAGCCAGACUACGAGUGGCAUUGUCCGCGCUGUCUGGUCGGUUCCGGCGAGUAUGGAUUCGAGGAAGGCGACGUCUACUCACUUAAUGGGUUCCAGAAGAAAGCCACCGAGUUCAAGCGGAACCACUUCCAGAAUAUACCACGACAGUUCAGUCCGUUCAAUGAGAACAAGCGUACCCUGGACGAGGUAGAUGUCGAGCGCGAGUUCUGGCGACUUGUGGAUGAGCUGUCAGAUACUACGGAAGUCGAGUAUGGAGCCGAUAUCCACUGCACGACUCACGGUAGUGGCUUCCCGACGAUCGAAAAGCAGCCUCGAGAUCCUUACUCCUCAGAUCCCUGGAAUUUGAACAUCUUGCCGUUGGACAAGGAAUCACUGUUCCGUCACAUCCAGUCUGACGUCUCUGGCAUGACGAUCCCUUGGCUUUAUGUCGGCAUGUGCUUUUCGACUUUCUGCUGGCAUAAUGAGGACCACCUCGCAUACUCGGCUAAUUACCAGCAUUUUGGUCAGACCAAGACGUGGUACGGUGUGCCAGGUGAGGACUCGUACAAGUUUGAGGAGGCCAUGAAAGAAGAACUACCAGAGUUGUUCGAGACUCAGCCGGAUCUGCUGUUUCAGCUCGUCACACUCGCCCGUCCAGACAAGCUUCGCAAAGCCGGUGUGCGGGUAUAUGCGAUUGAUCAGCAUGCUGGACAAUUCGUCAUCACCUUCCCACGCGCAUACCAUGCAGGCUUCAACCACGGCUUCAACUUCAACGAGGCCGUCAACUUUGCCCCGCCUGACUGGGAGCCUUUCGGUGAAGAAGGCGUGGAAAGGCUGCGAGGGUAUCGGAAGCAGCCGUGCUUUUCACACGAUGAGCUACUCCUGACUGCUGCAUCCCGCGACCACACAAUCAGAACUGCAAAGUGGCUUGCAUCCGCCAUGGAACGCAUGCGCGAUGAGGAGUUGGCUGCUCGCAAGCAGUUUCUCGAGGGUCCGCAGUUGGAGCCCGCGGCAGCGAAGGAGGCGCAACAAUUUUCGCCAAGGUAUUCGGCUGAACCUGGACUCAUUGGUCCACAGACCGAGGAAGAUGAAGAGAUCUGCGCCUUCUGCAAGGCGUAUUGCCACCUGUCACGGUAUAGAUGCAAGAAGACUGGGAAGACGCUAUGCUUGCAGCACGCUGGAGGCUACGAAUGCUGCGACGCGCCAGAGACGGAACGAUACUCGGCUCAGCAGGGCGAGCAUGUCUUGCAAUAUCGCAUGACAGACGAGGCCCUGGCGGCGACUGUGCGGAAAGUGGUUGACAAAGCGAAUAUACCAGAGACGUGGGCAGCGAAGGUUGACAGUGAGCUCGACGAGAAUGCACGACCAUCGCUGAAACACCUGCGCACGCUGCUUGCGGAAGGCGAGAAGAUCCAAUUUGACCUGUCGCAGCUUCCCGAUUUGCGAAGGUUUGUGGAGCGGUGUAACGAGUGGGUCGAGGACGCGACCAAUUACAUCACGCGCAAGCAACAGAAUCGGCGGAAGAAUGAGAAGGCUUGGCGCAAAGGCACUGCGAAGGCUGCAGAGCUCGAAGAACGCGAUAAGGAAUUGCGAAAGGUGGAGAAUAUCCGCACGCUGCUGCAGAAGGCGGAUGAGAUCAGCUUCGACUGUCCUGAGAUCAACACGCUACGCGAACGCGCGGAGAAUAUCGCCGAGUUCCAACGCGACGCGAGCACCGCCCUCAACAACAUUCGCGUGCACACUACUGUUGACUUUGAAGAACUCAUGGAGCGCGGUAGGGAGUUUCACGUCGACAUUCCCGAGAUUGACAAUCUCGAGCGCGUCGUCAAGCGCCUGAGGUGGGACGACACGGCCAAGAUCAAGCGGCCGAACAUCGAGACGCGUCGCCAAGACCAGACCCUCAAGGACAUUGAGAAGUUCCUCGCAGAAGGUGCAGAGAUUGGCGUGCCCGAUACCAAUCCUGACCUGCUCUUCUUCCGCGAACACAAGGCGCAGGGCGAGCUGUGGGAGCAGAAGGCGAAAGAGCUCAUGGCCGUUGAGCAGGUCCACUAUCAGCAGCUCGACUCUCUGGCCACGCAAGCGACUACCCUCCCCGUUUCUGCUGAGACACUUGCCGCCGUCGACGCGAUACUCAGGAAGCAGCGCGAGGUUCAGGAGAAGAUCGCGGCCUUGGUCGAGCAGAGCAAGAAUCCAGAGUUCAGACAGCGACCGACCUACGACGACCUUCGCGCGGUCAUGCGAGCACUGGAAGAGCUGCAGAGCAAACCCACCGGCACGAUUGAGCUGGAGAAGCUGCAGAAACAGCAUGAAGAUUGGAUGCGCGAAGGCAAGAAACUGUUUGGCAAAGCCAAUGCACCCCUCCACAUCCUCCACCAGCACAUGAUGAUCGUCAACCUCCGCAACGAAUCCUGCUUCGACCUCACCGACAAACCUAGAAUGCCUGUCGAGCCCUCCUCGCGCGAACCGACUCCCGAGGAUGCGAGGCCGAUAGCAGAUGGGAGCAAUUCUAGCAGAGAUGUCUUCUGCAUCUGUCGCAAGUCCGAGGCUGGGAUGAUGAUCGAAUGCGAGAUCUGUCAUGAGUGGUAUCAUGGCAAGUGUCUGAAGAUUGCGCGCGGCAAGGUCAAGGAGGACGACAAGUAUACCUGUCCUAUUUGCGACUGGCGGGUCAAGAUUCCACGUGAUGCUGCGAGACCGAAGCUCGACGAUCUGCAGAACUGGCAGGACAAGCUUGAGACGUUACCUUUCCAGCCUGAGGAGGAGAAGGUUUUGGCUGGCAUUUGCGAGUACGGAAGCGAGUUCCGGCACUUCAUGAAGACGCUGAUCAAUCCCGAAAACCCGAUCACACAUGAAGAAGUCAACACACUCCGCUUUUACCUCCGCAAGAUUGAGGGUGCAGAUAUCCUCCUUGCCGACGAGACCAACUUCCUACGCCAGGAGUUGCAUAAAUGGGCGCCCGUCGCACCAGAGCCGCCACCAAGGAUGGACGCUUCUGGCUCGACUCGCAAGCCCAGACCGACAAAGCAGCAGAAACUCAUGGCGCAGCUGGGCAUCACUAAUCCCGACGAGCUCCCGCAGCAGUACAAGAUCAAGCCACAUAUUGCCAAGCGGAAAGCCUCGGAGUCGAUGGGUAAGACUCAACCACUCCAGCCUGCAAAUACUUCCUCUCUGUCUCCAGUCGGCAGCGUACCACCGUUCACCCCAGGCUCCUCCAUCGGACCUACCGGCGAAGCAGCAGUCAAGAAGUUCCUCACCCCACUCGCCAUCCAAGUCAUGGGCGAGUACGCUGGUGCGCCAGUAGUCAGCGAGAUGCUCCGUGCCGAGCCUCAUAUGAACAGCGAGAAACUGCUCAAGAUGAAGCUGGUCCUUAUGCACGAUCCUUCGACCCGCGAUGCCGACACCGAUGCCAUGCGUAAGCGUAUAGCAAACCUUACUCCCUCGCAAAUGACGCCGGUGUUUGAUUACGGCACGCAACCGCAUCGCAAUUCGGUGCAGGCCAAUUCUGCCGUGACGUCUUCGUAUCAAGAUGCGCCGCUCUUCUCCACCGCUAGCGAAACGAAUCCGAUCGACGCUGCACAUGCCGCUCCCCUCGGCUCGCCAACCACUUUCUCCAAUCUAGACUUUCAGUCCCGCGCGACACCUCCAGCUCCCUCCUUCGAUACUCAUAUCUUCGACGGCGCCGGCGGUUCCAUCUUCGACAGCCCCAGUGCCAACGAGGCCAAGCAGGGCAGUGGUGGUGGGAUCAUGAGUCCGCAUCCGCAUUUCGACGGCCGACCCAGUAGUAGCAUGUUCGAUAGCCCUAAGCCUGCUAACGGCAUCAUGCACUCUGGCCUCGGACUUGGGAUGGGUAUGGGUCUGGGGAGUCCGAGUGGGUUUGGAGGUAGUCAGCAUAGUCUUGGUGGUCCCGGUGGCAUUGAUAAUGUCUUUGAUGAUCUGGUUAAUGACCAUGAUGGGGUUUCUAAUCUAGACGGUACAGGGGAUGAGAGGCCGCCGCACGUUGACGAGAAUAUGGUGGAGGCUGAGAAGGCGAUGGAAAACAUUGUUGGGAGUACUGAGGUCGGCAGUGAGCAGAAGCAGGAAGACGUGCAGAUGCCUGAUGCUGUUCCUGAGAGUGCACCGGAGCCGAUGGCGGAGAGAGCGGAUGUGGACUCUGCUGCCAAGGAGGAGGAUAGCAUGAUGGAGAUGAUUAAUACCUGA
This is a messenger RNA of Recurvomyces mirabilis, 5718 nucleotides long. RefSeq lists its product as uncharacterized. Gene Ontology annotation, biological process: chromatin remodeling; regulation of DNA-templated transcription. Gene Ontology annotation, cellular component: nucleus; chromatin. The record is from RefSeq and is a predicted model, not a curated record. The coding region runs from base 1 to 5718 and encodes 1905 amino acids. Gene Ontology annotation, molecular function: DNA binding; histone H3K4me/H3K4me2/H3K4me3 demethylase activity. Lineage: Eukaryota; Fungi; Ascomycota; Dothideomycetes; Mycosphaerellales; Teratosphaeriaceae. The transcript is spliced from 2 exons.